Messenger RNA from Salmo salar (Atlantic salmon), 1005 nucleotides. RefSeq names its product thymocyte nuclear protein 1 (gene thyn1). Lineage: Eukaryota; Metazoa; Chordata; Actinopteri; Salmoniformes; Salmonidae. The record is from RefSeq and is marked provisional. Gene Ontology annotation, cellular component: nucleus.
AGAGUCCUUCCUUUUGCAGUGUUCUGAGUUUUAUGUUUUCCGACCACUUCGAUUUGCAUCUUUAUAACGUACCAGCAUGGCACCUAAAAUGAGAACCCGUGGAACCACAAGAUCACUACAAUCCAGCAACGAUGAAGAGACAAAAACUAAUGCCCACAGUGAGGACUCCCCAUUGGAGGUUGGUCAGGCACUCAGGGGGAAGAGGAAAGCUUCAGGUUCAGGAAACACUGGAAAACAGGAGAGUUCAAAGGCAAGAAAAUCUCCUGAAAGACCACAGUAUUGUCACUGGCUGAUGAAGUCAGAGCCAGAGAGCCGCUUGGAAAAUGGCAUAGAUGUCAAGUUUGGGAUCGAGGAUCUGAAGACUCUUCCCAACCAAACUGGGUGUUGGGAUGGUGUUCGGAACUACCAAGCCCGUAACUUCAUGCGAGACAUGAAAGAGGGGCAGCAUGCAUUCUUCUACCACAGCAACUGCAAGGAGCCUGGAAUAGCUGGAGUUAUGAAGAUUGUAAAGGAGUCCUAUGUGGACCACACUCAGUUUGACAAGAAAGAUGUCCAUUACGACGCCACCAGCAAGGCAGACAACCCCAAAUGGAGUAUGGUUGAUGUCCAGUUUGAGAGGAUGUUGAAGCGCUUCAUUCCGCUGUCUGAGUUGAAGAAGAUCCACCUGCAGCACAAGGCCAAAGGCGGGUCCCUGAAUGGCAUGGCUCUCUUCACCAGGGCCAGGCUGUCUGUCCAGCCCCUCACCAGAGAGGAAUUUGAAUUUGUCCUGAGUUUGGAGGACAAUAACCCACUGUGAAGAUUUUGACAAAAUUACCUGGAGAGAAGUUUUCCUGUCUUGUGUAUGAUGAUGAUGAUGAUGCUGCUGCUGCUGCUAAUAUGUUUACUGUAGGUGAGGUCUAUUGAACCAUUAUGCUUGUGUAUUAAAUGGAAAUUGUCUCAAGGUUUCUGUGUUUGUCAAGAGACAGCCUGGAGUUUAUUUCUAAUAUUAAAGAGGCUUAUACUAGU